AUGUCGAAAACUGUUAAAAUUCCGGAUAUGUUCUUGAAGGCGGCUGCUGCCUCCAAACGAAAGUCUGCAAAUAACACAGAAAAAUUGCCAGAAAAACCGUCAAAGGAAAUAAAAGAAAAUGAAACUGUCAAAAAGAUGAAACUCGAAGAAUUAAAUACGGAAGCAACCCCAGCACCUCUCAAAAAAGAACUCAGUUUGAAAUCAUUGCUACAAAGCGAAUCGUGGUCAAAACUCCUGGAGGAAGAGUUCAAAAAAGGUUACAUCUCGAAAAUUGAGAAAUUUUUGAAUGAUGAAGAAAUCAAAGGAAAGCAAGUAUUUCCGCCAACGUCUCAAAUCUUCACAACAUUCAACAUUCUACCUUUUGAUGAAAUUAGUGUUGUAGUCAUUGGACAAGACCCAUACCAUGAUGAUAAUCAAGCUCAUGGAUUAUCAUUCAGUGUGCAGAAAGGAGUGAAGCCACCGCCAUCGCUGAAAAAUAUUUUCAAGGAACUCGAGUCAGAUAUUGAUGGAUUCAAGAGGCCAGAUCAUGGCAAUCUGUCAGGAUGGGCCCGUCAAGGAGUUUUCAUGCUGAAUGCAACUUUAACAGUUCGUGCUCAUGAGGCGAAUUCCCAUGCCAAAAUCGGAUGGCAGACUUUUACGGACACUGUGAUUCGAAUCAUUUCAAGAAAUUCGGAGAAGCCGAUUGUGUUCUUAUUGUGGGGAGGGUUCGCACAUAAAAAAGAAGAAUUGAUUGACUCAAAGAAGCAUGUAAUUAUCAAGACUGCUCAUCCAUCUCCACUCAGUGCACGCAAAUGGUGGGGUUGUAAAUGUUUUUCAAAAUGCAAUGCAGAACUUGAACACUCUGGUAGAAACCCAAUAAACUGGAGUGAUUUGUAA
This is a messenger RNA of Caenorhabditis remanei, 876 nucleotides long. RefSeq lists its product as uncharacterized. The transcript is spliced from 3 exons. Gene Ontology annotation, molecular function: uracil DNA N-glycosylase activity. Gene Ontology annotation, cellular component: mitochondrion; nucleus. NCBI's taxonomy places the organism in Eukaryota, Metazoa, Nematoda, Chromadorea, Rhabditida, Rhabditidae. Gene Ontology annotation, biological process: base-excision repair; base-excision repair, AP site formation via deaminated base removal. The coding region runs from base 1 to 876 and encodes 291 amino acids. The record is from RefSeq and is a predicted model, not a curated record.